Messenger RNA from Nicotiana attenuata, 2477 nucleotides. Its product is annotated as pentatricopeptide repeat-containing protein At3g24000, mitochondrial. Gene Ontology annotation, biological process: RNA modification. Bases 58 to 2034 code for a protein of 658 amino acids. Gene Ontology annotation, molecular function: RNA binding; protein binding; zinc ion binding. The transcript has a single exon. NCBI's taxonomy places the organism in Eukaryota, Viridiplantae, Streptophyta, Magnoliopsida, Solanales, Solanaceae. The record is from RefSeq and is a predicted model, not a curated record.
UUGUCUUCCCAUUUGUAAUUGAGAAACACUUAAGAGUAAGAGCUGCAGGUGAGAGAGAUGAUGACAAGGGCGAUACACAUGAAAAAGUACGUGACAAAUCCAUCAAUUUUCAAUUCAAUCAUCCCCAUAGCUCGGCAAUUUUCUUCUACGUCAAGUGCAGUAUCAGCCUUAGAAUCAGAAACUGGACCGGUACACAAACGUUUUGGUUCAUUUAUUGGUGUUAUACAAGACAAAGAUCUUCUGAAAAAGGCUCCAAAUGGGGAACUUUUAGUACUGUAUCUUAUUGACAAUGGCGCAAUGGACCCAGAUGCCACUUUAUAUAACCAGCUACUGAAAAAAUGUACGGAAUGGAAACGGCUUAAAGAAGGCAAAGUGGUUCACGAACACUUCCUGAGGUCGAGGUUUAGACAUUAUAUUGUUCCGAAUAACACGUUGAUUAAUAUGUAUGCGAAGUGUGAAAGCAUGGAUGAUGCUCGCAUGGUGUUUGAUGAAAUGCCUGAAAGAGAUAUGGUUUCUUGGACUGCGUUGAUUACUGGGUAUUCGCAGAAUGAGGGUGCUGAGGAGGCCUUGGUUUUGUUCUGUGAGAUGUUGAGGUUUAGGUUUAUGCCGAAUCAGUUUACUUUUGGCAGUGUUCUCAAGGCUUCCGGGGCGUUGGACAGUGGUGGAACGGGCAGGCAACUACACGGGUCGUGUGUGAAGUUUGGAUACGAGGAGAAUGUGUAUGUUGGGAGUGCUCUUGUGGAUAUGUAUGCAAGGUGUGGACUAAUGGACGAAGCGAAAAUUGUGUUUGACAAGUUAAGUUGCAAGAAUGAGGUUUCUUGGAAUGCUUUGAUUGCUGGGCAUGCGAGGAAAAGUGAGGGAGAAAUUGCUGUGAAGCUUUUCUCUGAGAUGAAUAGAGGCGGUUUUCAGCCGACCCACUUUACAUUUUCAAGUGUUUAUGCAGCUUGUGCAAGCAUUGGAGCUCUAGAGCCCGGGAAAUGGGUGCAUGUGCAUAUGAUCAAGUCAGGGUUGGAACUUAUUGCUUUUAUUGGGAAUACUCUGCUUGAUAUGUAUGCUAAGUCUGGUAGCAUUGAUGAUGCCCGGAAGGUUUUUGAUCGGUUGGUGCAAAAGGAUGUGGUCUCUUGGAACUCAAUGCUUACCGCCUAUGCUCAGCAUGGACUCGGAAAAGAAACUGUAGAAUGCUUUGAGGAAAUGCGUAGGAUAGGACCUGAACCUAAUGAAGUGACUUUUCUUUGCGCUCUUACAGCUUGCAGUCAUGCUGGUCUUCUAGACAAAGGAAUGCAUUAUUUUGAGUUGAUGAAGAAAUUUAAGAUAGAGCCUAAUAUUUCACAUUAUGUGACCAUUGUAGAUCUACUUGGUCGAUCAGGUCACCUUGACCGUGCUGAAAAAUUCAUAAAUGAAAUGCCAAUUCAACCAAAUGCAGCUGUUUGGAAAGCUUUGCUUGGAGCUUGUAGGAUGCAUAAAAACUUGGAAUUGGGUGUUUAUGCAGCUGAACGUGUGUUUGAACUUGAUCCCUAUGAUUCAGGGCCACAUAUUUUGCUGUCUAACAUCUAUGCUUCUGCUGGUAGGAGAAGUGAUGCUGCAAAAGUUAGAAAAAUGAUGAACGAGGGUGGAGUCAAGAAAGAACCUGCUUGUAGUUGGGUGGAGAUUGAGAAUGCUGUUCAUAUGUUUGUAGCAAAUGAUGAUGCCCAUCCACAGAGAGAGGAGAUCCGUAACAUGUGGGAGAAGAUAACUGAUAAAAUCAAGGAAAUUGGCUAUGUCCCAGACACUAGCCACGUGCUUUGGUUUACGGAUCAGCAGGAGAGGGAAGAGAGAUUGCAAUACCAUAGUGAACGACUUGCUUUAGCAUUUGCUCUUCUCAAUUCUCCACCUGGGUCCCCUAUCCGUAUAAAGAAGAACAUCAGAGUUUGUGGUGAUUGCCAUACUGCAUUUAAGUUUGCUUCAAAGGUGGUGAAUAGGGAAAUCAUCUUGAGAGACACAAAUCGGUUCCAUCAUUUUCAUAAUGGUUCUUGUUCCUGUGGAGACUACUGGUAGUGCAAAAAUAAUCUCCCAUAUAUGCAAUGGUUAACUAUCAAAGACUCGUUCAAAUUAACUGUGGUAAUGUGAAAUCAUUUUGGACUUGAUUAUCAUGUAGGACAAGGUUGGGAUGGGAUGAUGCAUUCCUACCAAAAUUGCUUGUGUCAUAUACACAAGCAUCUUUUAUAUCUGCAGUCAUCCAUCAAAUGUAUUAGAAGGUUCUUUCUUGCCUUAUAAGGCUGGUUCUGACUACUUUAUUGAUUUCUAGCACAUCGUUAAAAGCAGGUUACUCUCAUAGUCUCUGCCUCUCUGAAUGGUGCAGAAGUAAUAACAUAAUGGCCAGAGGUUCUGGAAAAUACUGGUGCCAAUUGAAUGAUUUUUGCGCUUGUUGCGAGAUGAUUUUUGCACUUGUUGGGAGAAACUCAAGACUAUCUUGCAGAUUCUCUAGGGAAGCAUCUAGG